Molecule: messenger RNA, 1502 nt
Organism: Drosophila pseudoobscura
Lineage: Eukaryota; Metazoa; Arthropoda; Insecta; Diptera; Drosophilidae
Product: ketohexokinase
Exons: 1
Coding region: 28-1212 (394 amino acids)
Biological process (GO): fructose metabolic process
Molecular function (GO): ketohexokinase activity
Source: RefSeq, a predicted model, not a curated record
UUCGAAAUUCAACAAAGAAAACAAACAAUGAGCCAUCUGUGUGCCCCCAGCGUGAUGAAGGCCGUGCUGUGCGUCGGCUGCACGGAGGUGGCGUACGUGACGAAUGUGGAGCGGUUCCCCGAGAAGGGCUCGCGGGUGCAGUGCCAGAGCGCCUUCAUGCAGCGCAACGGCAGGACCUCCAACGUGUGCACGGCCCUGCGCCUGCUGGGCGCCCGCGUGGAGCUCUUCGGGAUGCUCAGCAGGCUGGGCACCUUCCGCAUGGUGCUGGACGAUCUGCGCCGCCGGGAUAUCGUCAUCAGCAACUGCUCCUGGACGGACGAGAGCCCCAAGUUCUCGACGAUCAUCCGGGAGAGAAGGACGGGCACCUGCACGGUGGUGCGCUGCACCAAGGCGUUCCCCUACGUGACGGCCAGGGAGUUCGAGAAGCUGGACCUAUCCCUCUACGGCUGGGUGCACUUCGAGGCGCGCAGCGCCCGGGAGACUGUCCUGAUGAUGCGCCGCGUCCUGGACCACAACAACGGGCUGGCCCAGGAGGAUCGCAUUGUGGUGUCGCUGCUGGUGUACGAUGCCCUCGAGGACAACCUGGAUCUGCUCAGCCUCUGCGACUAUGUGCUGUUCGGCCGGCAGCUGGCCCUCGAGGUGGGCUGGAGCUCGGCGCACGUGGCCUGCGAGCAGUUGAACAGCGCCCUCCGGACGCCCCGGUCCAUACGCACGCGCCGGCCGUGCAUCAUCUGCCCGUGGGGCAAGCAGGGGGCGGUCUGCAUGGACGCCCAGGGCAACUUCUACGAGCUGCCCGCCCACACGCCGAAGAGCAUCGUGGACAGGAUGGGCGACGGCGAGUGCUUCACGGCCGGCUUCAUCUACGCCACCUUCGUGCGCAGGCGCGGCCUGAGCGGGGCCGUGGACUUUGCCAACCUCGUGGCCAGCCACAAGAUCGCCAGCGUCGGCUUCGACGACAUCGCCAACCUCCAGAUCAGUCCGCAGAAGCUCGAGCCGCCGCCCGUUGAGGACAGCGAAAGGUCCUCAGAGUCCGAGGACCUCACCAACGAGCAGCGCACCUGCCGCAAGUACCUGAACCGACCCUUCUAUACCCUGGAGCCACACAACAGCUCCAUCCACGAGGCCGUCGUAGGCCCCGAGCCAGAGUCGGAGCCAAUGUCGGAAGAUACUGUGAAGGCUGCCUGGGAACGUUUGAGCAAGACGGCCUAUUAAAGGCAAAGACUCGAGAGGGGGAACUAGUCCAGGACUGUACGUUUGGGAUACUCACAGUUUUCCUCUCCACUGCAUAAGUCGAUGGGGCUUUCCUCUGCACAGGCCAGCACAUUGAUGAUCCACUCUACAGACUCCACUCUCCAGUCUCCAGUAUGCGAUGGUGCCAGUCGUGGCUGGAGGAGGAGGGAGGAGACUCGUCUUUGCCUUGUGCCCUCCAGUGGGACACGAUAUUUAGGGAGUAGCAUGUGCCUCCUCGAAUAUAAUGAGUUGUAAUUGAACUUUAACUUAAC